AGCUUGACAAUCCUAAUUUUCACUGCUUUGACAACUGUUCUCCCGAUUUGUGUGCUGCAUUUAUUGAGUUCUACAAAAUGAGUAUCUUCGAGAAGGCUUUAACUAAAGUGGUGGAGCAUAUGCUGGCGCAGAAAAACAUUGAGGUGGAGGAUGAGUCACUGAAACUCUUGAUGGCACGCAAAAUGGGCGACAAAAUUACGGACAUUGCCAAAAUGACGAGUGAUGGGGGAAAUCACGCUGGCCGCACCAAGCCGGGAUAUUUCGAUUUGGAGCGCACCUUUCUGCGCAUGAACAUCAUGCCCGAAGAUCUCCGCGCCGAAGUCAAGGCCAAUGCGGGCAAGCCCAAGCCCAAGAUAGACCUUCCCGAUCCGAAGACAAGCACGCGGGAACAUCACACGGCGGCAAAGCCAAUGCUGGGUGCCACCUCGUCGAAGGAAAUGGCCAAGCACCCGAAUAUUCCCAGUUUCAUUGGGCCGUUUCCCGGCCCACACAGCUACAAGGAGACACCGAUAAUAGCGAUCAUCGACAAGGACUACGUGGAGGCACGUGAGCAGAUGGCACUGAAACGAUUGAACGAGCAGAAUGCCGUCAACAGGCUACACUUGAGCAGGAAGCCAACUGUGUCGUUGUUCAACGAGCCAUGUUCCCGAUUCGAUUUAAUAGACGUGGAGCCGCCCAAGAGACCUUCAUAUUUGGACGCCCUAAUGCCGCGCGACCAGACAUAUAAAACAGAUAUAUACGACACCAAAGAUUCGAUCACCCAUCAAGCACUCAAGAACCCAUUCUUUAUGGAGCCAAAAUCUCCUGGUGCACGAAAGACGCCCUUUCAUGUCGACUUGGGAAUGCCGCUCAAGAAAGAAACCGAUCCAAAGGACAUCGAUAUGGAUGACCCAUAUAAUAUGGAUCCGAUGAUAGUCAGGAAUCCAUUCUCUGUGGAACCAAAGCCUUCUGGUAACGAACCAAAGGACAUCGAUAUGGAUGAGCUGUUUAAUAUGAAACCGAUGGCAGCCAAGAAUCCAUUCGUUAUGGAACCAAAGCCUGCUGGCACCGCAAAAACGCCUUUUCAUGUCGAUUUGGGAAUGAGCCGCGAGAAAGACAACGAUCCAAACUACAGCGAUAUGGAUGAGCUGUUUAAUAUGCAACCGAUGAAAGUCAAUAACCCAUUUUUAAUGGAACCAAAGCCUGCUGGUACCCCAAAGACGCCCUUUCAUGUCGAUUUGGGAAUGACCCGCGACGGAGAAGACAUCGAUAUGGAUGACCUAUUUGAUAUUAGUAAACUAACAAAGGACCCUAACGAGACCCCAAAAGAACUUGCGCUGGGCGAUAUUUUAGAAAAAAAGACUGACUUAAAUCUUGUAAAGGAUCCACCACAGAUACUAAACACAGACGAGAUAAUUGAGAUAGUGGAUUCCCCCGAGACUCCAGAGACAACUGAAGAGGAAACUAAGCAAAAUGCAUUCAAGGGGCCACUAACCGAGCAGGAGAAUAUCGCUCAACGGAAGCGCGAAGAAAAUGUCGAGCAGGCUUCCACUUCAGGCUCCGGAAAGCGCAUCAGGGAGAAAUCUCACAGAAAGAGCAGCCGCUCUGAGAAGAAGCACAAGAAGCAGGAGAAAUCCAGCAAAGUUUCUAAAAGUGACUUGAAUCUGGAGAAGGUUUCACAGAGAUUUGACACUGCUGAUCCAUCAAAAAAGCCAAAGACCAAAGGUAUUCUUGGGAUUUAGUUCUGUUUCAUGGUAUUAUUUUCACAUAAUUAAC
Drosophila obscura is the source of this 1755-nucleotide messenger RNA. RefSeq lists its product as uncharacterized. Bases 78 to 1721 code for a protein of 547 amino acids. Gene Ontology annotation, biological process: transcription initiation at RNA polymerase II promoter. The record is from RefSeq and is a predicted model, not a curated record. Gene Ontology annotation, cellular component: transcription factor TFIID complex. The transcript is spliced from 4 exons. Lineage: Eukaryota; Metazoa; Arthropoda; Insecta; Diptera; Drosophilidae.